This is a messenger RNA of Phymastichus coffea, 2504 nucleotides long. RefSeq names its product small G protein signaling modulator 3 homolog. NCBI's taxonomy places the organism in Eukaryota, Metazoa, Arthropoda, Insecta, Hymenoptera, Eulophidae. Bases 129 to 2504 code for a protein of 791 amino acids. The record is from RefSeq and is a predicted model, not a curated record. The transcript is spliced from 12 exons. Gene Ontology annotation, molecular function: protein binding.
ACAUCGGUCGAUAUACGUUGCUUGAGUUUUCCUUUAUUUGGCAUUUUUUACGAAAGUUGAUGACAAUCAACAAUGUAGUACACUAAAGUCCAAUAAAAGUGUAAUAUAUCAUUUGUUUAUUUCUAAAAAUGGAGAUUGCCAAAUCUCUCUUCAAUGUACGUGAUCAUGAAGGUUACGUUGGAAAAGAUCACGAUAGAAAACUUGACACAGCUGUAUCUGAUGAUGAGUGUGACAUUGAGAUAAAUGAAUUUAGGGGUGAAGCAUUAUCACCAACUCCUGGAGGUCCAUUUUCAGCACUCACAUCUUCUAUGUGGCCUCAAGAUAUACUAGCAAAACUUAAUCAAUCUGAUGAAUUAAAUGCACAACCUAAAUAUAGGUUUGAUGAGUUUGGAUUCAAAGUCGAAGAAGAAGAUCCCAUGGAAGAAAUUUCUAAAAAGCUUCUCAAUGUAUCUUUGGUAGAAGAUCCACAGCAGAGACUGCAUUGGAUAGCAUUAUUAGAGUUUAGUCAUAACAAAGAAAUAACAGAGCUUUCCAACAUUAAUAGUAAAUUACCUCGUAAUGACAAACUACGGGACAUGGUGCGUCAAGGUAUUCCUCAUUCUUUGAGGCCAAAAGUAUGGAUGAGAAUGUCAGGAGCACUUGAAAAAAAAUUAUCUUCAGAAACAACUUAUAAAGAUAUUGUAAAGGCUUCCAGUAGUGAUGCACUUAUGACUAGUAAACAGAUUGAGAAAGAUUUGUUAAGAACUAUGCCGGCCAAUGUUUGUUUUAGUAAUCUACACAGUACAGGAAUUCCUAGGUUGAGAAGAGUUAUGCGAGGUCUUGCAUGGUUAUAUCCAGAUAUAGGGUAUUGUCAAGGAACUGGAACUAUUGCAGCUUCGUUACUGUUGUUACUUGAGGAAGAAGAUGCAUUUUGGAUGAUGGCUACUAUAGUUGAAGAUUUACUACCUGCUUCUUACUAUUCUUCAACAUUGAUUGGUAUUCAAGCAGAUCAAAGGGUUUUACGAACUAUUGUUACCAAUUUUCUACCAGACAUUGAUCAAGUAUUGGUUCAACAUGAUAUAGAGCUGAGCUUGAUAUCUUUAAACUGGUUCUUGAUGUUGUUUGCCUCUGUUGUUCAUAUGAAAAUUUUAUUAAGGAUAUGGGAUCUCUUUCUUUUUGAUGGUUCUAUUGUUCUAUUUCAAAUAACAUUAGGAAUGUUGAGAAUCAAAGAAACAGAGUUGAAAAUGUUAGAAAACUCUGCUCAAAUUUUCAAUGCCUUAUCAGAUAUUCCUGGAGAUAUUGUUGAUGUAGACCAGCUCAUUCAAGUAUCUUUGGAAGUUGGUUGUCCCAUAACAGAUGCAUUAAUAGAAACUCACAGAAGAAGACAUUUAGCUUAUUUAAUGGCAGAUCAAGGUGGUCUUGUGGGAAAUCCUGAUGCACUACCUAACUUACCAAAGCAACAUCUAAAUAGGAGACAAAUGAAAAGAACGAAAUCAAUGCUUCAAACCAUUUUAUUUGGAAGUGACGAAACUGAGGACAACAUCAAGUGUAAAAAUAUUAGGCAAACAGAAAUAUUAGUUGAUCUGAGAGAAUCUGUUUUACAAGUGGCACGACAUUUCAUAAAUCUUGAUCCAAAACUAUCUAAUUCUUACUUGACGGCUGAUUAUACCAUGGAGAGUCAUGCAAAAGAUCAUGAUAAUUAUAUUAAUGUUUCACGAACACGAAAACGACGUGCCAAAGCUCUAUUAGAUUUUGAAAGACAUGAUGACGAUGAAUUAGGCUUCCGAAAAAACGAUAUAAUCACAAUUAUCAGCCAAAAAGACGAGCACUGUUGGGUCGGUGAACUUAAUGGACUCCGAGGUUGGUUUCCAGCAAAAUUUGUUGAACUGUUAGACGAGAGGAGCAAGCAAUAUACUUGUGUUGGCGAUGACGCUGUCAGCGAAGCGGUGACUGAUCUUGUUCGAGGUGGAUUGUGUCCCGCCAUAAAAGCUGUCCUCGAGCAUGGAAUGAGACGACCGUCGUUCUUGGGUGGUCCUUGUCAUCCGUGGCUAUUCAUCGAAGAAGCUUCUAAUCGAGAAGUUGAACGAGACUUUAAUUCCGUUUAUAGUAGAUUAGUACUUUGCAAAACAUAUCGCCUGGAUGAAGAUGGAAAAGUUUUAACUCCAGAAGAAGUUUUAUAUCGUUGUGUUCAGUCAGUUAAUUUAACCCAUGAUAACGCACAUGCUCAAAUGGAUGUAAAAUUACGCUCUCUGAUCUGCCUUGGAUUGAAUGAACAAGUUUUACACUUGUGGCUAGAAGUUUUGUGUUCCUGCGUGGAAGUUGUACAAAAGUGGUAUUAUCCAUGGAGUUUUGUGAAUAGUCCAGGUUGGGUACAGAUAAAGUGUGAACUUCGUAUUUUAGGUCAAUUUGCAUUUAAUUUAAAUCCUGAUUGGGAACUUCCACCAAAAAAGGAACAAUCUCAACCAUUAAAAGAUGGGGUACGUGAUAUGCUUGUUAAGCAUCACCUUUUUAGCUGGGAUCUGUAG